UCCCAAACCCAAAGUGAUGAUCUGAUUCAUUUUCAUCUCUUUUCUCUUACAUCUAUCUGCAUUAAGUUUUUAGUAGUUAGGAUUCUUGGGAAUUGUUUUUGUUUUGUUUUUUUUUAAUAUCUUCAUUGUGAUCUGGUUAAGGCAGUUGGGUUUUUUUCUGUCUCUGAGGGAGAAACAAGUCGAAAGUUGAGGUUUUUUCUUCUAUAAUGGUGGAAUGCUUUUUUGGGUUUGUCUCCUGAGUUGGAGAGCGAAGGACCAUCUGAAACAUCAUUAAGAAUCAGUUAUUUGAGGAUGCAAGAUCUGAUAUCAAUUGAUAUAUAUGUUUGAUUCUUAUGAGGAAAAAAUGUUGAUGCUAGGAGAUUUUGAUUUGAAUUCAAUGCAACAAUACACUGAUUCACUUAAAGAUAUUUUCAAGCAGACAAUGCUCGAACAGGAGAUCAUAUUUAGAAAGCAGGUCCAUGAGCUCCAUCAUUUAUACAGUGUUCAAAAGACUCUAAUGAAAGGUCUUGCACCUAUGGAGCUUGAAAAGAACAAAUCAUGGAAAGCAAAUGCACAAUCAUAUCCCCAAGAAACUAUACUGCCCACAAAUUCAAUUUCCAGGUUGGGCUCAAGAGUAUCUUCAGGUCAGGAGUUGUUAGAAGGGUGGAGGGGCAAUUGCCAAAAGUUUCAGCAAAGGCCUUUCAAUCUUCAACUGCUACCUGAUCAGUAUAUUAGUCUUGGUGAUAAUAAUCCUCCAAAUAAAGGAAAGGUUGGUGAUCACUUAAAAGAAACCAUGGAUAUAAUUUCUCUCCAUGGUGGUUUCUCAGAUCCACUGGAGUUGAGGCUUUCUCUAAGCCUUGGAAUGGUCAAGGGGAAAAAGGAAGAUAAACAGAGAAAUUGGUAUGACAAGAAGGUUAAUACCUGCUCUGGAAUUGUCAUUGAUUUGGAAGAAUCUGCUGAGAGGACCUCAGAUGAGGGUGCAAAACAUCCACCUAUCGAUUUUGCUGCUAAAGGUACAUAUUCGGGAGGAAGGCAUGAUUCACAAGUUACUAUAACAUCUGAUCCUAUCACUUCAAGAAGCAUGGAGAAAGAUCUAUCUCAUGAGAUUGCGGAGAAUAGCUCCUUAGUUGGGGAUAGCAAAUGCUGCCAAGAAUGGAGCUAUUCUGAUCAAGGAUUAAAACACCCCGAAAAUAUGCCUUGCAAAAACUUUUUGACUAGAAAGCAACAGUUCAUUUCAUAUGGAGUGGGAUAUUUGGACCUUAAUGAAGUUCGGCUUGAUGAUUCGUCUUGUCACUCAAAUGAUGCCAUAGGGGCCCAUCCUUUGACUACUAGCUCAUCAGGUGGUUUUAGUGGACUGAUUAGCAGGAGUCAGGAAACCUUGUGUCCAACCACAUUUUGGAGAGAAGAAAUUAAGGAGUUGUCCAAUGACACUUCUGAGAUGCUUCAACAAGAUGAUUGUGUAAAACUUUCUUUGCUGAAUUCCAACAACAAAGACGGGAGAACAGAAACUAAAGUCCAAAAUUCCAAACUCAGUGGAAGGAAUGAAUGUGAAACAAGCCUUAUUGGUCCUGCAUCUGUAUCCAGGCCCCAAAUAAACCUUCCCAAGGACAUUGGUAUCCACAAUGGAAACACCAAGAAUGGAAGGGAUGAGCUGAUGUUGAAACUACAAAAUGUUCCUGCUCUUGGUCCAAACCCUCCAUGUGUAGUUGAUACACAAUUGGGUUGUGAGAAGCCUGAAGAAGGGGACACUGUGUUAUGUUCUGAUAAAAUCCAAAUUACAAUUGAAGAUGAACAUCCUGAUGAGUCUCCUGCUUCAGGGAAGUCUAGCUGCAUUUCAGAUAAUGAUUCUAGCCCUGUAAGGACUAUGCAAUCCGGAAUUGAACCCUAUAAUUCAAGUCUUCCUGCUUCUGAUCAGUUUUCAGGAACCCAUGGGAGAUCUCAAGUUGCAGAAACUUUAUCAGGUGAGCAGGAUCAAAGAUCUUCUGACAGUAAUGAAAUAAAACAUGAAUGUUACAAUAACAGGGAAAAAUCAGCUGAAGUGGAUGACUUGAUUCAAAUAGCAGCUGAAUCACUUAUCCGUGUCUCCUUGGAGAACUCAGCUUGCUAUCGGGAAUCUUCAACCCAGACAGGGUCCAAUGAGUUAGAGAAUGAGGACAAGGAGCAGCCGCAGCGUUCCUCUGAUUCUUUUGAGUUAAUGACUCUGAAACUGACAGAAAUCUGUGCUGAUGACUAUUCUGUAUCAUCAAAGCCAUUUGAAGUAUGUGAUGCAGAGAGCAAAGAUUUUAGUAUCAAAUUGAGAAGAGGAAGGAGACUGAAGGAUUUUCAGAGAGACAUACUUCCAGGUCUUGCAUCUCUUUCUAGGCAUGAAAUUCGUGAAGAUAUAAACAUUCUUGAGGGAGUUUUAAGAUCAAGAGAGUACAAGAAAAUGAGAGCUAAGAUGGCUAAUGGAGAGAGUUGGUGCACACCAGUGAGAAGCAGACGGUCAAGACUUAAUUAUGUUGGAAGAAAAACUUUUAGAUAAUAUUCAAGUUGAAGUUGGAAACUUCAUCAGAUUUUAACAUAAAUGUAUUGCGUAAUCCAUUAUCUUUUGACUGCAAAUAAUCUUUAAGCUCAUUCAUUGAUCUAGGGAUAUUAACUAUGUUCUGAUAUAUGAUUUGAUCUUUCUA
This is a messenger RNA of Durio zibethinus, 2645 nucleotides long. RefSeq lists its product as uncharacterized. The record is from RefSeq and is a predicted model, not a curated record. Lineage: Eukaryota; Viridiplantae; Streptophyta; Magnoliopsida; Malvales; Malvaceae.